This is a messenger RNA of Vicia villosa (hairy vetch), 519 nucleotides long. Its product is annotated as putative pentatricopeptide repeat-containing protein At1g74580. Lineage: Eukaryota; Viridiplantae; Streptophyta; Magnoliopsida; Fabales; Fabaceae. The coding region runs from base 1 to 519 and encodes 172 amino acids. Gene Ontology annotation, molecular function: protein binding. The transcript is spliced from 3 exons. The record is from RefSeq and is a predicted model, not a curated record.
AUGUUAAAGUAUACUUACCGGGUCAUUAUUGAUGGCUUUUGCAAAACGGGAAAUGUUACCCGUGGAUACAGUUUUCUAUUGGAGAAUAUUGAAAAGGGAUUUAUUCCAUCACUAACAACAUUUGGACGGGUUUUAAAUUGUCUUUGUGUGGAGCACAAGGUUCAAGAAGCAGUUGGUAUCAUCCACCUUAUGGUACAAAAGGACAUUGUCCCGGAUACUGUGAAUACAAUUUUUGAAGCUGAUAAAAAGGUGGUAGCAGCACCUAAGAUUGUUGUAGAAAAUUUGUUGAAAAAGGGACAUAUAACUUAUCAUGCCUAUGAACUACUAUAUGAUGGUAUUAGAGAUAAAACGAUAUUUAAGAAAAGUAAUCCAAACUGGAAUUCUCUUCAUCGUAAGGCCAGGUUUACUCCCCCAUACAGAAUCCAAAAUGGUUUUUCUUUAGAGAUAUCAGACCAAGUUCUGAAGAUUCAGAAAGUGCUGGCAUCAAGAAGCUGUGAAAACAUGCCUCUUUCUGUAUAA